CAGGGUGAAAGCCAGUGGAAGGGGAAGAGACCCAGGGACACACAGCCAAUGUCAGAGAAGUCAGGGGGGCUGGGAAAAGCUGGGUGGAGGGGAUGCGCAGGGCCACGUGCGAUAUGCUGGCAUCCUGGAGCCCCACUCGCGGCAGGCGUGCAGCAGAAUGUUCCUCCAGGGAAGGGAGGGAGGCUCCCCGCCCCUCUCCAGGUCAGCUCCGGCGGUGCCGUCCUCCGUCUCCCACACCUCUCCUGCACACCGUGCCGGUGGCCCUGGGAGGACCCUGGCUGGGCCAGUAGGGACAGUGCCUGCCCAUGGUUCCGUCUCUGCCCGGCACCCAUACGGCUCCUCUCUCUCCAUCCCUCCUCCCCCUCCCUGUCCUUAUCUUUCCCUUCCGUCUCCAUGGCGACUCACCAUCUCGGCUGCCUGCAUCCCAGCCUCUGCCAGGGAUUCUGGGCCUGGCUCGGUCCCUCCCUCCUCCGGAGCCCUGGUUCCCGCAGUCCUGUCUCCUCCCCCUGGGGUGAGUCCAGAGGCAGCCUCCUCUUUCCCGACUGUCACAUCUAUUUUCCAGCGCUGACGAGUCUGGGUCGGCUCCUCUGGGGAGACCAUCCCCCACCCCCUCCACCUGCCACAGCUCAGCCAGCCCUUCCAGGAGGAAAGCCAUCCUUGCUGCAGCCCAGUGUCCCUGCUCGGGCCUCCUCCUGUCUCUGCCUGCAGACCUCUCCUCACUCCCAGCCCCCCAUGCCGAGGUCCGCCUUGUCAAUCAUCUCCUUUUGUCACCGGCUUGGCAAGCAGGAGAGAAAACGGAGCUUCAUGGGAAGCAGUCGCAACAGUUGGUCCCACACGCCAUUCCCCAAGCUGGAGCUGGGCCUGGGGUCCCGGCCCGCGGUGCCCCGGGAGCUCCCCGCCUGCUCCAUCUGCCUGGAAAGGCUGCGGGAACCCAUCUCGCUGGACUGUGGCCAUGACUUCUGUACGCGGUGCUUCAGCACACACCGCGUCCCGGGCUGUGAGCCGCCCUGCUGUCCAGAGUGCCGGAAGAUAUGCAAGCAGAAGAGGGGCCUCCGGAGUCUGGGGGAGAAGAUGAAGCUCCUGCCGCAGAGGCCUCUGCCCGCCGUGCUGCAGGAGACCUGUGCUGUGAGAGCAGAGCCACUGCUGCUGGUGCGAAUCAAUGCCUCUGGAGGCCUCAUCUUGAGGAUGGGAGCCAUCAACCGCUGCCUGAAGCACCCCCUGGCCAGGGACACCCCUGUCUGCCUCCUUGCUGUCCUGGGGGAGCAGCACUCAGGGAAGACCUUCCUUCUCAACCACUUGCUCCGGGGCCUGCCAAGCCUGGAGUCAGGGGAGGGCGGCUGGCCGAGAGGAGGGUCCCUGCAGGGGUUCAGGUGGGGUGCCAAUAGCCUUACCAGGGGCAUAUGGAUGUGGAGCCACCCUUUCCUGCUGGGGAAGGAGGGGAGGAAGGUGGCCGUGUUCCUGGUGGACACAGGGGAUGCCAUGAGCCCUGAGCUGAGCAGAGAAACGCGGACUAAGCUCUGUGCCCUCACCACGAUGCUGAGCUCCUACCAGAUCCUCAAUACCUCCCCGGAGCUGAAGGAUACAGACCUGGAAUAUCUGGAGAUGUUCGUCCAUGUGGCCGAGGUGAUGGGCAGGCAUUAUGGGAUGGUGCCAAUCCAGCACCUGGAUCUCUUAGUUCGGGACUCAUCCUACUCCAGCAAGGCAGGGCUGGGCCGUGUGGGUGACAUGAUCCAGAAAUCCUCUGGCAAGUACCCCAAGGUUCAGGAGCUGCUCCAAGGGAGGCGAGCCCGCUGUUACCUCCUGCCCACCCCGGCGCGGCAGUGGGCCACCAGAGGCCAGGGCAGCCCAGGCGACACAGAUGACGAUUUGGGGCACCUCUCCGCCUACGUGGCCGAUGUGCUGAGCGCCGCCCCCCAGCACGCCAAGAGCCGCUGCCAGGGGUACUGGAGCGAGGGCCGCCCCGUGGCCAGGGGGGACAGACGCCUGCUCACGGGGCAGCAGUUAGCUCAGGAAAUCAAGAACCUGUCGGGCUGGAUGGGGAGGACGGGGCCUGGGUUCGCCUCCGCGGAUGAGAUGGCCGCCCAGCUGCACGACCUGAGGACGGUGGAGGCCGCCAAGAAGGAGUUCGAGGAGUACGUGCGGCAGCAGGACGUGGCCACCAAGCGCAUCUUCUCUGCGCUCCGGGUGCUGCCCGACACCAUGCGCAACCUGCUGUCCACGCAGAAGGACGCCAUCCUGGCCCGCCACGGGGCGGCCCUGCUGUGCCAGGGCAGGGAGCAGACCCUGGAGGCGCUGGAGGCCGAGCUGCAGGCCGAGGCCAAGGUCUUCAUGGACUCCUACACCAUGCGCUUCUGCGGCCACCUGGCUGCCGUGGGCGGCGCCGUGGGCGCGGGGCUCAUGGGCCUGGCGGGCGGCGUGGUGGGCGCGGGCAUGGCAGCGGCCGCGCUGGCCGCCGAGGCCGGGAUGGUGGCGGCGGGGGCCGCGGUGGGGGCCACGGGGGCCGCCGUGGUCGGGGGCGGCGUGGGCGCUGGGCUGGCGGCCACCGUGGGCUGCAUGGAGAAGGAGGAGGACGACAGGGUGCAGGAGGGGGACCGGGAGCCCCUGCUGCAGGAGGAGUAACGGCGCCCAGGAGACCAGACCGAAGGGAGGAGAGAUGCCAGGUGGGAGGGAAGGAGGUGUGGGAGGGGAGGGCUUGGGGGUGGUGUGGAGCGCCCCACUGCCCUGGUUGAACGCCGGUGUCUGGGUGGCUGGCUGGGCUGGACUAUCCAGGUGGCUCCUGGAUGGAGGGGGGCCGCCCGGUCCAGGAGGCAGCGUCUGGGGGCAGUGGAUAGAGUGUAGGGCCUGUUUCUGGUUGCACACCACUGCUAACCUGCCAUGGUCCCCAGAUCAGCCUGACCCCGGAGUCUCCCACCAACAGCGAGUCUCCACCCUCCCCACCCUGGCUUAUUUCCCCUGAUGACCCUGGAUUGUAGGAAGGCUGAGCAGGCACCAUUCUGGAAGUCUCCCGUGGGUAGAGAGGAUCUGUCCCUUCACAGAUGGGAGAAGUCCCAGGUUGAGUGACCUCGGUGCUCAGAGUCAGGGAGCACAAAUGAGGGGCUGGGGGGAGAGAGGGAAGGAGGAGCCGCCAGGCAAAACCAAAGAGUCCAGGUAUGGUGGACAGUGGCCUGAACCCCAGAGGGGAGCCGCCUGCUCUAAUGACUCUCCCCAAAGCUGCCCCAGGAGGAUAAUGGUGGCCUCCCCCACCCUCUGCAGCCCCAGGACUCCAUGUGUACACUUUGGAUGGGGCCUCUGUAGAUGUUCCCUCACAGUUGUGUUCUUUGUCGAGCCUGCUCAGACAGCAGAGUGCCCACGUUGUUUCUGGAAUGCUGUCCCAGCAAUGGGUUAGAUGCCAAAGAAAUCACCAGUAAUUGCACUCUGAGCUAAACCAGAUGGCGCUUGUAAGUCGGUGAAAGUCCCACAAGGGACACCUUCCAUCCCGAACACGAACACGCCCUCUUUCCUGAACAUGUGUCUGCCUGAGACCUGGGUGCAGCGCCCCUCCCGACCCCAAGGAGCCCAGAGGGCCCAGCGCCCUUCCGUGGGACAGGAAAAUCCUGCUGGAAGACUUCUAGGCUAUUACACUGUAAAGUAUUCAUGGGUGCAUUCUAUGAAAAUAAAAUAUGUGUGCUUGAGUGUCA
Messenger RNA from Canis lupus familiaris (dog), 3677 nucleotides. RefSeq names its product ring finger protein 112 (gene RNF112). Bases 49 to 2619 code for a protein of 856 amino acids. Gene Ontology annotation, biological process: endoplasmic reticulum organization; protein homooligomerization. The record is from RefSeq and is a predicted model, not a curated record. Lineage: Eukaryota; Metazoa; Chordata; Mammalia; Carnivora; Canidae. Gene Ontology annotation, molecular function: GTP binding; metal ion binding; GTPase activity. The transcript is spliced from 14 exons.